Messenger RNA from Leptopilina boulardi, 3008 nucleotides. RefSeq lists its product as uncharacterized. Bases 454 to 2628 code for a protein of 724 amino acids. The record is from RefSeq and is a predicted model, not a curated record. Gene Ontology annotation, molecular function: zinc ion binding. NCBI's taxonomy places the organism in Eukaryota, Metazoa, Arthropoda, Insecta, Hymenoptera, Figitidae. Gene Ontology annotation, cellular component: nucleus. The transcript has 6 exons.
CACUCUCAUAAAGAUGGAGGUGAAUCUCUUUCCGGUUUCAAAAUAGAAAAUAAAUUAUAAUUUAAUAACGAAAUCUCUGAAUUAAAUUACAGAAAUUUAUUUCAUUGUUAAUAAUUUGAUAUGUUAGGUCAUUUCAAAAAGUGAGGAUUUUAAAGAAAAAGUGUAUAAUAGUCAAUAAUACUUAACCUUACAUGUGUUUGUAAGAAGGAAGUCAAUGCACCAUCUCUACUUGAAAACGAGUUUUAAUUUCUUUAUCUUCCGUUCGCAAUCGUACCUAUGAAAACAAACUUUAAUGAUCAGCUGAUUAUCUUUUCUAGUUUAUUUUUGUUAAAAAAAAAUAUUUUCCUAAUUAAAUUUUUGUAUCCACAAUUCUGAAUGAUUGAAUGUGAAUAUCAAUUUAAACCUGCUUUAAUGUAUAUGAAUGGUUUAUAUAAAAUUUACUAAACGGUACAAAUGGCCAGUGAAGAUCGUUUAAAAUCACUUUUGUCAGAUCUUGGAAAGGCAACAUUACGUGGAGUACGUAAAUGUCCGAAAUGUGGAACCUACAAUGGUUCAAGGGGUCAUUGUUGUAAAAAUAAAUAUUGUGAUGCAGUAUUUAAAGAACCGGGUGAAAAACGAAAAUUAUCAACGGAAGCUUCUAAAUUAAUAACAGGCUCAACUACUCAAAUAUUUUCCGUACGAGCACGUGAUAAAGAUCCUGAUUAUCGAGGUUUUGUUCAAUUGCCAUUAAUUAAUGGUGAAAUUAUGAAUGUAACUGCUCUAUCAUCAUCACUUUGCUUUAUAGAUGGUUGUGAACGAAGAUUCGAUGCAAAUAUAUUGGAGUGUCAUGAAAAACAACUAGUACAAAAGCCAUUAGAAAAUUGUCAACAUAUUCAAGCAGCAUUACGAUGUUAUUCGGAGGCUCAACCUUUAACGUUAAGAAAUUCAGUAUUGCUGUCUUUAAAUGUCAAUAAUGAAAUUAAACAGGAAAUCUGGUUAUUGGCAACAGAGACGUCGGCACCUCUCGUACAAAGAGUAUCUAAGCAUUUGAUGGUUGUUAAAUGUAAAGUUACUUCCAAACAUCCUUUAGGUUAUUUACACUUUUCAUUUUUUAUGAUGAAAGUGAAAGACAAAGUGGAACAUCAAUAUUUCUGUAGUUGCUCUACUUUUAAGGGUUCGAAAUCAAUGAUACAUAAAGUGAAUAUGAACAAUGUUAAUCAAAAAUCGCGUUGCGUUCAUUUCUAUGCUUGUGUUUGUGCUUUUGCUAGCGAUGAUAAAUUAGCAGAAGAAUUCGAAUAUUACAUUAAUCUUGAUCAUUCCUAUCUACCUGUACCAAGGCCAAUCGGCUCGAAUCUUCGAUGUAAUGAAAGUGAAAAAUUCAUAAAUAUGGAUUUAGAAGGUCUAACUGAAGAUACACAUUUGUUAAUUUUCCGAGACGAUGCCUUUACGGUUCAUAAUGUACAAGGCAAUUUGAAUUCAGUGAAUUUGAACACAGCCAUUCUAUCAGAAAAUAUUGACGAUAAUAUUAAAAUAAGCGAUCAAAAUUUUUUGAGUGAUACCAAUAUUAUUUCACAGGUACACAAUUUAGAGGUAAUUGAUCAAAAUGCCGUUUUUGAUGGGAGAACAGUGAAAAUAAUAAGUGAUCAAGCGAUACUAGAUAAAUUAGACGACAUAAAUAGCAGUCAAUGUGUUAUAGACGAUAGUUUUGAAAUAAUAAAUACCAACAAUGUCAAAUUUCUUGACACAAAUGUUCUUUUGGAUGGUAAUAGUAUUAGAAUUCUAGGUGAAAAUACAAUAAUUCCUGAAAAUAGUAUACGAAUUAUUGAUAGAAAUUCAAUAAUUGAAUGCAAUUCAGAAAUUUCUAAAACUAAUUAUCCAUCACGACUUGGAAAUUCUAUGAAAAGAAAAAGAAACGAUCAACUUUCAUCGACAAAUACAAUAAGUAUCAAUAAUUUAAAAUCAAUUGAACCUAAAAAAGUGAAAACUAAAACAAUGCACACUAAAAAAUUUCAUUAUUCUAAUGAAUCAGUGGAUGAAAAUAAAGUUAAUCAACCUUUUAUAAAUUGGCUCGCCUCAGUAACUGAGAGAAUUAAUGAAACAAUGCAUUUUCAAUGUAAUGGAAAACCUGAUCCACUUGUGUUUCAUGUGCCACAAAUUUUUUUCGAAUGUCUCCGUGAAAGAAUAUCUUGCGGUGCAAAGAAGAAACGUUUACCAAAUUCGACAACUUCAUUUGUUAGAAAAGAUGGUGUGCCUUUGGGUACAUUCAUCAAAUAUACAUGGCAAAUCACAAAUAUUCUACAUGUAAAAAGUAUUUUUGAAACCCCUUUAAUUCCAUUAGAAAUUACGAGGAGUUUUAUUCAAAAUUCCGAUGGUACUUAUCAAUUGUAUAAGAGAGAGGAAACGGAUAUUGAUCGUUAUAAAAAGACAGUAAAUAGCGCUUUAAUCAAACCUAUGGAAUUAAAAACAUAUUUAAAAGUUGGAAAUACGUCUCCGAGUCAAGUAGAACCAACACCUUUUUUGAUUGAAUGGAUCCCGGAUAUAUUGCCAAUUUCAAAAAUAGGUGAACUUCGAAUAAGAUUUGAAUUUGGUCAUGUAAAAAAUGUAACACCACAACGAUGCAAGAAAAUGCCGUUGUUAAAAAAGUAUUAAUACUUAAUUUUAUUAGUUAUUUAAAAAUUUUAUCAAAAAAAGCGCAAACACUUUCAUCAAUGAAAGAAAAAACAAAAAAAAUUGUUUUUACAUUGAACACAAUUUUAGUUAGUUUAUAUUUUAAUAAAUUAUUGUUAAUAAUUUUUUUUUAAUGCAUUAAUAAUAAUGCAAAAUAAAACUUGAUUUUCAUUUACUUAAUGCCUUGUAAAUACAAGUCGAUUUUUAUGUUAAUUUAAAAUUAAAUAAAAUAAUAUUUAAUGUUCUGAAAAAAAAAAAAAAAUGUAAAAAGAACUGCACAAAAAGUGAUGUAAAAAUGUAUUUAUUAAAAAUCAUUCAUAAAGCAAUAAUAAAGUCACUUUAUUAAAGUGCUAUUUAAUUAA